AUGUCUUCAGCAGAGACAUCCUGUGCUCCCAGCCCAGAGGAGCCAGCCUGGUGGGUGGCUCCAGCUUCUCAUCCAGGAGAUGACACGGGACUGUCCUGGGAUGCUGCCCCCGGACCUCCCGCAGACAAAAACGCCCUUCAGGAUUGGCCCGAUGAACCCUGGGACCCCAAGGUGAAAUUCUGUUCCCUGAAGAUCUCUGUCAACACCAAAUCCUCGGAGGACUCCUUCCUGAGGGCGCUCUGGGAGAUCCUCAGCAGCCAGAGCUUCGAGUCCAUCUGGUGGGGCAACGACGGGAACUGCAUCGUGAUCGGAGAGAAGCUCUUCAGGAAGGAAGUGCUGGGGAGGAGGGGGCCCAAGAAGAUCUUCGAGACAGAGUCCAUGAGAGGCUUCCUUCUCCAGCUCAUGUUCCAUGGAUUCCGCAGGGUGGAAGGGGACUCUCCCCUGCUGACCUCCAUGGAGGAGCUGAGAGCAGUAGCAGCAGCCGGGGCUGAGCUGGGCAAGCUCCUGUUCUACUCCAACCCCCAUUUCACCAGGGAUGACCCCUCCUGCCACCGGAGGGGCGUGGGGAGCGCUGGGGAAAGCGCGGCCCCCCCAGCCGUGUCCCCCCUGGGCGCCGGGAAGGAGGCAGAGCUCCCAUGGAAAAGAUGGUGGGGCAUUCCACUGGCAGCAGGGGCAGAGGAGGAAGAGGAGGAUGAUGACACCCAGACAUCCACGAGCACCAGCCCCGAGCCAGGGGCAGACACCCCCCCAGGCAGCACCAGACCCUCCCCACCAAAGCGGCCCCGCAGGCGCAGCCCCGCCAGGUUUGGGGUGGACGCUGUGGGGUCACCCCCUGGCCACGCUGCAGCCCAAGGGCACUGCCCCACCUGCUCCUGUGGAGGGAACAGCGGGGCCAGACCUCACCAGGGGCAGGAUUGGCAAGAGCAGAGGCCGUAG
Myiozetetes cayanensis is the source of this 936-nucleotide messenger RNA. RefSeq names its product heat shock transcription factor, X-linked-like. The coding region runs from base 1 to 936 and encodes 311 amino acids. The transcript is spliced from 2 exons. Gene Ontology annotation, molecular function: sequence-specific DNA binding; DNA-binding transcription factor activity. Lineage: Eukaryota; Metazoa; Chordata; Aves; Passeriformes; Tyrannidae. Gene Ontology annotation, biological process: regulation of DNA-templated transcription. The record is from RefSeq and is a predicted model, not a curated record.